Molecule: messenger RNA, 486 nt
Organism: Hydatigera taeniaeformis
Lineage: Eukaryota; Metazoa; Platyhelminthes; Cestoda; Cyclophyllidea; Taeniidae
Source: the annotation of a GenBank genome assembly
AUGGAUUUGCUGCAGCUUGUUGUCUGUGUAGGUUUCCCUUACAUUGGCAGCAUCGUAGGCUCCUCUGUAAUUGCAAAAAACUUGGAAUGGUACAAGACGCUGACCAAACCAGAAUUCACUCCUCCAGCUUGGGUUUUUGGUCCGAUUUGGGGUAUCAUCUACGGGUCAAUUGGCCUCGCCUCCUUCUUUUUUCUGCACGAAGCAAAGUCUGACGCCAACCUUGUACUACCGCUUGCUACCUACUUUGUUCAUUUAUUGCUUAACUGGUCAUGGCCGUAUGUUUUCUUUGGGUUGCACAAAUUAAAGUCUUCAGUGGGGAUAAUUAUUGCCACUACAAUUUGUGCAGCACUAUCUGCCAUUCUGUUCCAUGACAUAAGUGCUGCUGCUGCUUACAUGAUGAUGCCCUGCGUGUUUUUCACGGUGUUUGCCUCCUACCUCAACAUUGGUACCACAGUUCUCAACCAGAGGAGGUUCAUACACAAUUGA